Trametes versicolor FP-101664 SS1 is the source of this 987-nucleotide messenger RNA. Its product is annotated as nuclease Le1. Gene Ontology annotation, molecular function: nucleic acid binding; endonuclease activity. NCBI's taxonomy places the organism in Eukaryota, Fungi, Basidiomycota, Agaricomycetes, Polyporales, Polyporaceae. The transcript has 13 exons. Gene Ontology annotation, biological process: DNA catabolic process. The coding region runs from base 1 to 987 and encodes 328 amino acids. The record is from RefSeq and is a predicted model, not a curated record.
AUGCGGUCCUUCCUCAUUGCUGCGUACGCCGCUGCCGCCUGUACUCAGAGUGUGGCUGCGUGGGGCACACUCGGCCAUCAAACCGUUGGCUACGUCGCCCAAGAGUUCCUCGCGCCGAAGGCUUUGGCCUUCGUCAAGUCCUCUCUCGGCACCACGUACAACCAGUCGCUCGGCGCGGCUGCAUCGUGGGCAGAUAGCGUCAGGUCUCUGGCCGCAUACAGAUGGUCGGCACCGUUCCACUUUGUCGACGCUGAAGACUCUCCUCUGUCCGGAUCGUGCUCCGUCCAGGAGACGCGCGACUGCGGCUCCGGAGGUUGCAUUCUGACUGCAAUUGCAAACUACACCACCCGCGUAGCGCAGACCUCCCUCAGCGCAACCCAAAGGCAGGAGGCGCUCAAGUUCCUUGACCAUUUCCUCGGAGACAUCGGACAACCUCUUCAUGUCGAGGCAUAUGAAGUCGGCGGUAAUGAUAUUUCAGCCAAGUGCUCCGGGAAGACCACCAACCUACACGCUGUACCUAAAUGUAACCCAGACACCGGCAUGGUGAGCAAGAACAUCGACGACAACCACGGUGGCACGGUCACGACCUACGCUGCGGACCUCGUCACCAAGAUCAAGAAGGGCACGUUCAAGUCGCUCACAUCCGACUGGCUGAGCUGCACAUCCGUCACGAAGCCUGCUUCGAAGCGCUUCUUCCUUUCCGACGCUCCGCGCGACGUCGAGGAGGAUCUGCAUCGUAUGUUCGCGCGCGCGGAGGAUGUCUCGGAAGCGAGCGUCACGCCGCUCGCGUGCCCACUUGUUUGGGCGAAAGAGUCCAACUCGUACUGCUGCUCGACCGUGUUCACAUAUACGACGGGCCAGGAUUUGUGCACGACCAGCUACUUCACGAAGGCGGUCCCGGUUAUCGACCUCCAGAUCGCCAAGCAAGGUUACCGCCUCGCGGCUUGGCUGAACGUCAUCUUCGAUGGCGCUACGAACCUGCCUUGA